CUAACCGCACCAAAUCAAAUCUCUAUCUCAUGCUAUUUGAAUGUUAGGUGCCGUUUGGGGCUAUGUCGAUGAUCAUCAUCAAAUCACAAGACUGAUAAUUUUUUCCUUGUAUUAACCCGCAAACAAAAAAUUCAUUUCAAAACCCUAACAAUUCACGCCUUCAUUCCCAAAUUAUAUCUUUACGUUCAAGUUUGCAAAAGCAUUUUCCUGGGUUCUUGGUUUUGAGCAUAGAAGAGAAUGUUGAUGGGUCAGACAGAUGGUCUAUCUGAAAUUCGGUCGUCAAAGGAUCAGCUACUUGCUGAUCCUGAAGAACCGGGAGAUGAUUUCCAGUUAGAUAGUUCUGAACAGAUGUUGUACACUGCUUCCUUUGAAGAACUUGCAAGAAACAAUCUUCGGUAUGACACCAUUAUAUGGGUUUCUAUAUCGUUGUCGUUGGUUUUGGCGUGGGGUGUUGGCAUCAUCAUGUUGCUUUACCUGCCCAUUAGAAGAUAUGUGCUUCAGAAGGAUAUUUCGUCACGCAAGCUGUAUGUCACACCUAGUGAAAUAGUUUACAAGGUUUCAAGGCCUUCUUUCAUACCCUUUUGGGGCAUAAUAACAAUUGAGAAGCAUGUUCCUCUUUCUGAGGUGAUUGAUAUUAUAAUUGAACAAGGUUGGUUGCAAUCAAUUUAUGGUAUCCAUACCUUUAGAGUUGAAAGCAUAGCCCAUGGAAAAGCUGCACCUGUUGAUGAACUACAGGUUCAAGGUGUUGCAAACCCUGCACUUCUGAGAAAGUUCAUUGUAAGAGAAGCUGCAAAGGCUAUACAGGAUGUUGGUAAAAGUUGGAAACUUUCUACGGCCACUGGUGAAGUGGAAACUAUUUCUCAAAUGACAUCAUUGACAGAAGGGCAACCUAUCCUAAGAUCACCGGCCAAAAGUCGGAAGAUGAUAGCUUCACCACGUCAUUCUUCUGUGGAGCGCAGAGCAGUUGUGUCUGGAGAGUUGUUUAUGCAAAAACUUGAUGAAGUCAAUAAAUCAGUAAAGGUUUGCACCAUCUUAUUUCUCUUUACUGCACUGAUGAAAGAGUUGAAGGCAUACCAGGAUCUGCGAAUAAUUAGUUGACCCAAAAAUGAAUUGUUGUUGCACCUCAGAAAAUUGAGUUACUCAUCGAGAAGUCACAGGCUUCCUCAGAAAUGUAGUUGAGACGCCAUGGUGCAGACAAGGGAGUAGAGUUUCAAUUUGAGUGAAAUGCGGAGCUAACUUCAU
Durio zibethinus is the source of this 1242-nucleotide messenger RNA. RefSeq lists its product as uncharacterized. The record is from RefSeq and is a predicted model, not a curated record. Lineage: Eukaryota; Viridiplantae; Streptophyta; Magnoliopsida; Malvales; Malvaceae.